UUUUACAUCUUGGAUAAAUAGAAAAGUUUUGAGUUUGCAGACAUUUUUGUGUUUAAUAUUUGUGAGAAACAUUAGUUGAAAUAGUUUAAAGAGUAAACACCGAAAAUAAUAGUGUUAAAAGCUUGGAUAUAACAUAUACAUGUAUAUUAGUUAUUUUCUUUGUUUAAUUGUAAAUAUCAGUUUCAAAUAAUGGUUUCGGUUGGACUUUGCAUCCUUGAUUCGAUUGCAAUGAUAGAAACAGUUAUUAAAAUAUCACAAAUGUACACAAUAUUAUUUAAUAGUACAUCAGUCAACACUACAAAGGGACCUAUCGUUCCAGAGACGGAAACGCCUAUAGACGGGAAAAAACCUGAAGUGACAAUUGAACAAUAUUCAAGACACUGGUUAUGCAAGGAUGUGGAUACACAGAGAUACUUUUACAAAGCCAUGAAAUUAAAAUUUUGCUCUUCGCCCUUUACAAGUACAUUCGUUGCUAAUCUCGUCAUGGACCUUUGUAAACAGCAGGAUUUCAUGCUAGAUAAAUGGGUCAAAGAGUUAUUCGAUUUUGAUGUCGAAAACUCUUGAGAAAGCAGCUUGGAAGAAAUCAAUGCCAUUUGACAAACACAAUUGUGCUUAUACAAACAUUUCCUGGAAGCUGAAAAUCCCAAGUAAAAAUGUUUAUAUCAUUACUGAAGUAAGUGAACAUAAGAUAACAGAAAAAAGCAGGCGGACUUUGUUAUGACAUUAGUAUGGAGAGAAUUCUGGGAACCGGCUGAAAUAAUUAUGUGACUAAUUAACCCGGAUGCAAAACUGUUGGAUUCUGUAUAUAAGAGAUAAUAUGAAGGAAACAUGUAGAUAAAUAAAGCUUAUUUCAAGCCGCUAAUUGCUUCGUAGAUGCCAGUGGAUGCGUGUUUGUUUUUGCAAUUUUAAUUGGAUUCUGCAAUUAAAUGAGCUAGAUUUUAUGUGCUUAAAUAAUCCGUCUAAAAAGUUUAAAAUUAUAUCGGAUGAUACAUGUAAGAAAGUAACCAGUCACGUGCAUGUAAAUGAAUAACUAACAGUUACUGAGAAAUCUUCAAGUAACUAAUGAAAUAAAAUAUAUUCAAAAGGAAUGGCUAUCUGUUUAGUGACUGUUUAUUAUAUAAACAUUAGAUUUAAAUGUGAAUCAUAGUUUAUUAUAGAAACCUUCUUCGACAAUAGAAGUAUAAAAUAUGGUAUCCGUCGGAUUGUGUAUUUUAGAAACAAUAGCUGCGAUAGAAACUGUAUUCAGGCUAUCGCAACAAUAUAUUUUGAUGCAAGAUAUCAAUGUGACUGUUGUACCAAUUGAGGACCAGCCAAAUAUUGAACCUAGGAUUGAACCACUUAUUGGACAUAGCAUGCAUCGCACAUCAAUUCAUCACUACGCAAGACAUGGCUUGUGUAGAAAUUUCGAGGGCCAGAAAAAGCUUUAUAAAGCUUUAAAAACAAAACUGUGCAAUACAAAGUUAUCCUUUAUCGCUGGCUUAGUGAUUGAUUUAUGCAGACGCAGAGAUAGUAUGCUUGACAAAUGGGUGAAAGAGUUGUUUGACAUUGAUGGAGAUGGAUUUGUUACACAUCACGAGAAACAAUUCUAUAAUUAUGUCAAGUGAAUGUCUUUAAAUUGUAUUCGCAAACGUCGUUGAAUCAAAGAACACGAGAAAAACGUGAUGAGGUAUAAUGCUCUGUACAGUUCAUUUUAUACAUAACACGGUAGUUCAGAUGAACGGAUAAAGAAUAUUUUUUCGAAGCAUGCUGUUUUGUUACUGUAUUUUAGCUUUUUAUAUGAAAUUAUAUUGAAUAAACCUACAAACAUCAUCGUGAAGAGUAAUAUGUAGUGUAUCGAAGAACACCAAACAAUGUAUGGGAAGUUGCAAAUAAGAGUUAAAGAUGAGAUUAUUUUCAAGGUGGAUGUACGAGAAUUUUCUUGCGAACAUUAUAUUCUUGUGUGUAUUUAAGCCAGUUAGAGAUGAUUCUUUUUUCAAAGUAGCCCAAAUAAAAUUUACCCCUGUUGUGUAA
This is a messenger RNA of Mercenaria mercenaria, 2010 nucleotides long. RefSeq lists its product as uncharacterized. The record is from RefSeq and is a predicted model, not a curated record. NCBI's taxonomy places the organism in Eukaryota, Metazoa, Mollusca, Bivalvia, Venerida, Veneridae. The transcript is spliced from 7 exons. Bases 1188 to 1604 code for a protein of 138 amino acids.